Phyllostomus discolor (pale spear-nosed bat) is the source of this 3532-nucleotide messenger RNA. It is a transcript of the gene AASDHPPT, whose product is annotated as aminoadipate-semialdehyde dehydrogenase-phosphopantetheinyl transferase. The record is from RefSeq and is a predicted model, not a curated record. Gene Ontology annotation, cellular component: cytosol. The transcript has 6 exons. Gene Ontology annotation, molecular function: magnesium ion binding; holo-[acyl-carrier-protein] synthase activity. Bases 119 to 1048 code for a protein of 309 amino acids. NCBI's taxonomy places the organism in Eukaryota, Metazoa, Chordata, Mammalia, Chiroptera, Phyllostomidae.
UGAGGGGUCAGAUGGCGAACGUGCCCUAGAACGUACGCGAUGCUCCGCCCUCUCAGCACACACGCCGGGUAGGAGGGCGCAAUCAAGUCUUGGUGGCUGCGAGCCUCGUCUUCAGUGUAUGGUUCUCCACGCCAGGCGGUUCUGCUUGGUUUCAGCCAUGGAGGGCGUGCGCUGGGCGUUUUCUUGCGGCACUUGGCUGCCGAGCCGAGCCGAAUGGCUGCUCGCAGUUCGAUCGAUCCAGCCUGAGGAAAAGGAGCGCAUUGGCCAGUUCGUCUUUGCCCGGGACGCUAAGGCAGCCAUGGCUGGUCGUCUCAUGAUAAGGAAAUUAAUUGCAGAGAAAUUGAAUAUCCCUUGGAAUAACAUUCGUUUGCAAAGAACUGCAAAAGGAAAACCAGUUCUUGCAAAAGACUCAUUGAAUCCUUACCCCAAUUUCAACUUUAACAUCUCUCAUCAAGGGGACUAUGCUGUACUUGCUGCUGAACCUGAGCUACAGGUUGGAAUUGAUAUAAUGAAAACUAGUUUUCCAGGUCGUGGUUCAAUUUCAGAAUUCUUUCAUAUUAUGAAAAGAAAGUUUACCAACAAAGAAUGGGAAACAAUCAGAAGCUUUAAGGAUGAAUGGACUCAACUGGAUAUGUUUUAUAGGAAUUGGGCACUGAAAGAAAGCUUCAUAAAAGCCAUAGGCGUUGGACUAGGAUUUGAAUUGCAACGGCUUGAAUUUGACAUAUCUCCAUUAAACCUGGAUAUAGGCCAGGUUUACAAAGAAACACGCUUGUUUCUGGAUGGAGAAGAAGAAAAAGAAUGGGCAUUUGAGGAGAGUAAAAUAGAUGAGCACCAUUUUGUUGCAGUAGCUCUUAGGAAACCCGAUGGAUCUAGACAUCAGGAUGCUUCAUCUCAAGAUGAUUCUAAACCAUCCCAGAGGCAGUUUACUAUUCUCACCUAUAAUGACUUAAUAUCAUCUGCUGUUCCUAUGACCCCCGAAGAUCCUUCAUUUUGGGACUGUUUUUGCUUCACAGAAGAAAUUCUGAUACGAAAUGGUACAAAAUCGUGAUAUGAUAAGUAAUAAAGGGAAAUGAAAACUUUGUAAUAUGCUGUACUCACAAAAAAUAAAUGCCUGAUACUAUCAAGUUUUAUUUCACAAAACACUUUGAAAAAAGAAAAACAACUUUCCUAUUAAAAAAGCAUACUCCCAGUUCAAGAUAGCUUAAUAGAAUACGUUUACCUUUUCUUUCUUCCCAGAAUCGCGUUGAAUUGACAGAAGAAAUAGAAAAGGGUGGCAGAAUGUUAAGUGAUACAGGCAUGCCUUGUUUUAAUGCACUUUGCUGUUUUGUGCUUCACUUUAUUGUGCUUCACAGGUUAACAUUUUUUACAAAUGGAAGAAGGCAAGACCCUCCACCAGCAAAAAGAUUAUGAUUGACUUUAUUAUGGUAGUCUGGAGCUAAACCCAUGGUAUCUCUGAGGCAUGCAAGUAUGUAAUAAGGAAGCAUUUAAAUUCCUGUCCCUCAGACAUAACUAUAUCAGAGAUAACUACUUUUAAAACCUUUUUCUUGGCAAAUGAAUCCAUAUUAAUGUACUUGGGUUUUUUUUUAAUAAAAAAAUGGGAACAUACUAUUUUGUAAAUUUUUUUCUCUUAAUUGUACAUCUACUGUUCAUAAAUAAUUCUGUGGCAAACCUGUUACUGACUCUAAAGUAUUCUCUUGUAUGGCUGAUAUCAGUUAGGAUGCUUUUGACCAGAGGUAACGGUGUCCAAAUUAAACUUAUGUAAAGUUACCAAGAAUAUUUAUUAUCUCAUACAAAACACAGUUCAGAGGCAUCAUUAGGACACAUUUUUGCCUCUGCCUCAGGUUGUUUUGCCUUAGGCUUGUUUCAUGGUCAUGAGAGCUGCCAGUAUAAAUUCCAGCUUCACAUCUUCAUAAAACUGCAUCUCAAAGAAAGGCUCUUGUGUUCCCCCCCUCACAUCUCAGUUUCAUCAGUGAGGAGUACAUUUCCCACGAGUCCGCAGAAGAGUUCCCUUCAGUUUCCCUUGACUGAGAUCAGAUCACCAAGAAAGCCAAUCCUUAGACUGUAAAGAAGAAGCUAAGGUGAAGUUGGCGUUGAGGGAAGCCUACUGCCUGCUGCAAGGGAGGUAUGCCUCAAUUUACUCAUUUUUCCUCUUUGUUAGACAUUUUGAUUGCUUGUAGACUCUAAGUAGUGGUGCAGUGGUUAUCCUUACAACCACAUUGGAGCUACAUGCUGAAUUACUUCUUGAGAAAGUUUCUGGAAGUAGAAUGGUUGGUUCAAAGGGAUUAAACUUUUUUAGAGUUUUGUGUGGCCAAAUUGCUCUCCAAAACUUUGCUUGUACAACUUACACUUCCAGUUAGUUUUACAUGUGUGACCACCUUUCACCCCCCCACCUGUCCUGAUAAGCUAUAGAUAACUCUUUUUUUAACUUAACCUUUGCCAAUAUAUGUGAAAAAUGGUACCUUAUUUUUUUUAAUUUCUGUUUCUUUCAUUACAAAUGAGGUUUAUAUGUCAGUGUUGUUACUGCCUGUUUGUAUUCCUUUUUUAAUGAACUGCCUGUUCAUUGUGUUUGCCUGUUUUUGUUUUUGAGUAAAUAGGUUUUAAGUUAAAGUGGGAACAUAAUAUAUAAAAUGCCAAGACCAUCAUAUUGAUGACAGAAUCUGUUGGGUUGGCCAAACAGUUCAUUUAGUUUUUUCUGUACGAUGGCUCUAGUAGUGUUUAGUUGUCUUUAACUUCAUUCGAAAUAAUUUUGUUGAUUAGAUUGUAUUGUAACAGCUGUCAUAUCAGCGUGCAUUUUUAAAAAAAUCAAAAUUGGUAGAUUUGCGCAUUUUAAUAUUGAAGAUGGAAGAAAAUAGGCAACAUUUUCGCCAUAUUAUACUUUAUCAUUUCAAGAAAGGUAAAAACACAACUGAAAUGCAAAAAGAUUUAUACAGUGUAGGGACAAGGUGCUGAGACUGAUCAAACAUGUUAAAAGUGGUUUUCAAAGUUUCUUGGUACUACUGACAUUGUAGCCAAAUAAUUCUUUGCUGUGGGGCUGUCUUAUGCAUUGGAAGAUGUUUAGUAGCAUUCCUGGCCUCUACCCACUGGAAGCCAGUAGCAAGAGAUAGCCAACAUACUCAAAAUAUCCAAAUCAAUAAGGCUGUUGGUGAAAAUGAAAAGCGUGUCUUUUACUUUACAGAAAAAACUAAACAGACUUUCAAGGCAACCCAUUUUCAUGUGGUUGUAGUGCAUGUCUUGGAGAAUUGGUGUUACUGUUUAAUAUCAAGAAGUGAGAUAAUUUUAUUGUUUCUGUUACUAAAAUUGAAAGUUGUGUGUAAAAUUAGAUACUUAGUAAAAAGAAAUAAUUGGAAUGUUUUAUAAUUUUUUAUUUUAUUAAGCAUGCCCAAUAUUCCAAGCAUAGUAAAUAACGUGUUUUAAACAAAUUGAGUAGCAUUUAUAAUAUAGAAAGCAUUAUCUCUAGCAUGAAUGUAAUGGUGAUAGGAAAAACUGUCAUCUCUCUUGUCAUUAUAAUAAAAUGAUUAACAUUGAAUUUUUA